Molecule: messenger RNA, 1311 nt
Organism: Rattus rattus (black rat)
Lineage: Eukaryota; Metazoa; Chordata; Mammalia; Rodentia; Muridae
Gene: Tp53i3
Product: tumor protein p53 inducible protein 3
Molecular function (GO): quinone binding; NADPH binding; quinone reductase (NADPH) activity
Source: RefSeq, a predicted model, not a curated record
AUGGUGACAUGCGUGGCACUGGAACAGUCGCUGAGUUACGUCCUCAUGCCCAGGCAGCAGGUCAAGAAUAAGUAUGGUCCUCACCCCUCAUCAAGGAAACUUCUCUUUACCUCAGAAAACCGUCACCGAUUUUUCAGAGUUCAGGCUGAGGCAGUGGCAGCUGAGAGCAAGCCCUUGACUCUGAGCUGCAACCACAGCAUCCAAAGGGGCCAAUUAAGUCGCUAUGGUCUAAAGCCUUUGAGGCCCAAGGUAAGAACAGAGUUGCCAUUCAAUAAAUAUCAGUCAGGAGAUGGUGAAGUCCUCCUGAAGGUGACAGCCAGUCCCCUAAACAGGGCGGACACACUCCAGUACCCAGGGAUUCCAAGGUCAAUCCAGAACAGACUCCAGAGAUCAACCUUUGUUUUCAGUAAAAACCAAAUAAACUCGCUGGCUCGGAACGAAAGUUACAAUCCAAUCCAACUGAGCAAGCAUGUUUCACCCCCAGGAGCCAGGAGCCUUUAGGAAUUUGAGGCACUGGGACAUGUGGCUGAGCUGGGGUCUGGCUGCUAGGGACACUGGAAGACUGGAGAUCUGGCCAUGGCCCAGCUGCCUGAUGGAAGCCUCAUUGUCCCUAAAGAUCUCCUUGAGCCUAUCCCAGACUGAAUGUCUCAAGCUGCAGCCAUUGCAGAGGUCUGGAUUACCACCCUUCAGAUGUUACUUCUUGUAGGCCAAGUUCAGGCUGGAGGCUCUGUGCUGCUCCAUAGAGGAUCAAGUGGAGUGGGCACAGCUGUCAUCCAUCUGGCUUGGAGUGCUGGCACUAUUCCUCCAGUUCAAGCUGGCUUGCAGCAUAAACUUCAAAAGGCAGGGAAGCUUGUGGCUGCAGCUGGACUCAGUUACAGGGGAGGUUUUUCUGAAGGAACUCUAAGAUUCACUGAAGAUUGGGAGAAUGUCAACUGCCUGGUUCCUGAGGGUGGCCAAGUUUUCUGUGGUUUAAUAGGAGAAGCUGUCGAUAGUCUUAGUGUCCUGUUUUUAAAACUACUUUUGAAACGAGGAAGUCCUAUCACUAGUUUGCUGCAAUCUAGGGAUAAGUACAAACAAACACUGGUGGAAACUUUCACCGAGCAGAUUCUGCCCUUCUCUACGGACAGCCCCCAAAGUCUGCUGCCGGUUCGAAGAGUCUAGCCAGCAACUGAUAUUCAUGUGGAAUAUGUGGACGCUAACAGGAACGUGGGUAAAAUCGUCUUGGAGCUGCCCCAAGGAGGACCUCAGAGCAAACUUGGGAGUGGGCUCUCUUCCCAAGUCUGCUCCUGUAAAGCUGGUCUAAGGAAAUAA